Molecule: messenger RNA, 3007 nt
Organism: Gorilla gorilla gorilla (western lowland gorilla)
Lineage: Eukaryota; Metazoa; Chordata; Mammalia; Primates; Hominidae
Gene: DEDD
Product: death effector domain containing
Exons: 6
Coding region: 1235-2191 (318 amino acids)
Biological process (GO): apoptotic process; regulation of apoptotic process; extrinsic apoptotic signaling pathway via death domain receptors
Cellular component (GO): nucleolus
Molecular function (GO): protein binding; DNA binding
Source: RefSeq, a predicted model, not a curated record
GAAGGGGGCUGUGGCAUGUGGUUGGAGGGAGGACUGGACUCUGAUGAGGGGUGUUGCGAGGAGGUGGGGAAAGGUCAGAAUUGGAGUUAAGACGUUUCUGGGGGGGCUUCGAAAGUGUUAAAUUGGAGGUGGGAGGGGGAAGGGCCUGGGGAGAAUUUGGGUGGAAAAGGGGAGAACGGAGGCUUGGGGAAUGGAGAGAGUGUCGGUGGGAGGAGGUAAUGGAGAAAGUGAGAGACUGGGAGGAAGAAAGUUUGGGAGGAAGGGGAGUGGAAUGGGAGAUAGGACAGUGGAGCUGCACGGGUGAUAGAGGUUCGGGGGUUUCCCUUUCCCCGGUGGAGAGGAGGAUAGAACAGAGUUAAGCAGCAUCAGUUGCAGCCAAUUCUAAUUGCCAGGCCCUUAGCUUUUAAGAGGGUGGGAAGGGCAGAAGGGAAUGGUCAUGUGGGUUUGCAGAAUUGGGGUUGGAUGAGAAUUCAACUGGGUUUGUUUUCCAAAAGACUCCCUAGCUUACUGUUCCCUUGUUUUUCCUGCUUGGGAAAAUGGGGAAGCCGGUGUCGCCCAAGUGUGGAGGAGCAAAGGACUUUUCUAGUUUUAGGCAUUAGCAAUACAAGAGUGGGGGAGCAGACAUGGCUAUAUUGGAACCCUAUAUGCUAAGGUGGAGGCUCUGGAAGUCUGGGCAUCUAGACAGGUUAAUUAAAUGAGUGCUGUAGUUUCCAGACCCUUUUGCUGUUUUAAGUCUGGAAGGGAGGGGGUAACAUGGAUACUGUAUGUAGAAAAACUUUCCCUGGUGAAACAUAGACGUAUAAGUGGAUGCUGCGCCAUUAGAUAUUUUGUUCUUAUUGUGUGCUAGUUAAGGGAAAGGGCCAAAUGUAGAAUUUGGAGGAUAGUGCUGGUCUGCUGUAACCACUUUCCUCCCAGUUUUUUCUAAAGAUGAAAGUUAACAUUAAUAUUGUAACAAAAUAGGAAUAAGGAAUUGUGGAGGAAGAUGAGAAGAUGCCAGAGGGUAAUUGGUUUUCCCAGAAGUUCUUAAAUUUGGGAGCUGUCUUGCCACAAGCCAUUGAGACUGGAAAUUCUUGGAGUUGGUAUUGUUUUUGUAAAUUGACUAAUAGAGAGUUAGGGAAGCCUGGAGACUUGUUGGGGGAAGAGACCUGGGAAAUUAAGUUUCUUGCGGAGUACGGUGGGGAUUGCAGCUGCUGAGCAGGGAUUCUGGAAAGCAUUGCGUACCUGAGCCCCCAGCAUGGCGGGCCUAAAGCGGCGGGCAAGCCAGGUGUGGCCAGAAGAGCAUGGUGAGCAGGAACAUGGGCUGUACAGCCUGCACCGCAUGUUUGACAUCGUGGGCACUCAUCUGACACACAGAGAUGUGCGCGUGCUUUCUUUCCUCUUUGUUGAUGUCAUUGAUGACCACGAGCGUGGACUCAUCCGAAAUGGACGUGACUUCUUAUUGGCACUGGAGCGCCAGGGCCGCUGUGAUGAAAGUAACUUUCGCCAGGUGCUGCAGCUGCUGCGCAUCAUCACUCGCCACGACCUGCUGCCCUACGUCACCCUCAAGAGGAGACGGGCUGUGUGCCCUGAUCUUGUAGACAAGUAUCUGGAGGAGACAUCAAUUCGCUAUGUGACCCCCCGAGCCCUCAGUGAUCCAGAACCAAGGCCUCCCCAGCCCUCUAAAACAGUGCCUCCCCACUAUCCUGUGGUGUGUUGCCCCACUUCGGGUCCUCAGAUGUGUAGCAAGCGGCCAGCCCGAGGGAGAGCCACACUUGGGAGCCAGCGAAAACGCCGGAAGUCAGUGACACCAGAUCCUAAGGAAAAGCAGACAUGUGACAUCAGACUGCGGGUUCGGGCUGAAUACUGCCAGCAUGAGACUGCUCUGCAGGGCAAUGUCUUCUCUAACAAGCAGGACCCACUUGAGCGCCAGUUUGAGCGCUUUAACCAGGCCAACACCAUCCUCAAGUCCCGGGACCUGGGCUCCAUCAUCUGUGACAUCAAGUUCUCUGAGCUCACCUACCUCGAUGCAUUCUGGCGCGACUACAUCAAUGGCUCUUUAUUAGAGGCACUUAAAGGUGUCUUCAUCACAGACUCCCUCAAGCAAGCUGUGGGCCAUGAAGCCAUCAAGCUGCUGGUAAAUGUAGACGAGGAGGACUAUGAGCUGGGCCGACAGAAACUCCUGAGGAACUUGAUGCUGCAAGCAUUGCCGUGACCUAUUCCCUCUUCUCACUUUGGGGACUGUUCCCAUCACCCACCUCUGGAGCUUACACUGUUCUGGGGUUUGUUCUCUACCCUUCCAACCAAUCACACCCCUGCCUUUUUUUUUUUUUUUUUCAAAGAAAAACACAAAAGAAAGUGGAAGUGGUAUUCCCCACCCCUCCCUGCACCCAUGUGCCUGGGCUUCCCCUUUGUUUCCCUUUUCCAUUUACCCCCUAAUGUGUCUCUACAGCUACCUUACCACUGAGCCGUAAGACAAAUGUAUAGGAAGAAGCAAAGUCUACAGCACAUAGUCUUUGUAAGGGAUUGAUGUGAACACUUUUUUUGGAUGCACUAAGGAGUUAUCAAUACUUCUGGCUUUAUGAGAGCUCUUAAAUUUUGUCUAAAAAACCAAAGGGCUGUGAGUAAGGGAGCUAUGUGGAAAGUGGGACUCUGAAGUGUAUUUUGAAAAUUAAUCGCCACCCUCUUCCAAAUUAUAGAAUUUUUUAAAAACAAGCUGUGGCCCUUUCCACUCUCUCCUGGCCUCUGGUGCUGCUCCUCUCUGCCGCCUUUCCUCCAUUCCAUGGCUUGAAACCUCUGCCUGAUGUGGCUCCUUCCUUUUUCCCAUUUGUCAAACCCUCUUCAAAGGAGGAACAGAUAAGACUGGGUCAGCCUAGUCAUGCCUCCCAACUGUGGUGGUAUAUGUGUACACACAUACACAGGGUGGAUGGAGAAGAGGUUGCUGAUUAAAAUACACUCCCCCUAUAAAGGGGAAGGGGGAGUGUGACACUUUCUUUCCAUGUUCAAGUGAAAAUAAAUAAUGUACCCUGCA